AUGGAUGAAAAAGCUAUGAAACUGUGUACAAAACAUAACUUAGAAAUCGUUUUGGUUGACCUUGAGGCUAAGAUUGUUUAGGGAACUAGAUUUCUAUGUUUAAAAUGUAUUAUUGAAAAAAUGAAUUUGACGAAAAUAAAGUAGAUUGAUGAGACAAAUCAUUUGAUCUAAGAGAUGAACAAAUCUGAAAUAAAUAGAAAGAUUGAAGAUAAUAAUAAGAGAUUAAAGAUUUUCAAUACACUAGAAUCAUAGUUAAGAGAGCUUAAGUAGAAUUUAGAUUCUGUAUUUGAUGAAAUAUUUAAUAAUAUUCGUUCAAAGCAGAGUUAAAUUGUAAGUGAUAAAACAAAUAUUCAAUAAUAAUCAAUCACACUCACCUUUGAAGAAGACAUUGAGAGACUUUCUUAAUUUUAAGAGUGCUAUAUUAGUGAAUAAGUUAUUCAUUUUACGGAGAGCGAUCAGAAAUUUAUUGAAUAAAUUCAAAUGUAAUUAAAAUAAAUUCUAAAUUCUGAUUAAUACAAUGAUUCAUUUAUUUUCAUUGAUUCAUAUAUUGUAAAGGAUGAUUAAAAUAGUGAAGAAAACUAUGAAAUUACAAAAUCUUUAAAUUAUGUAUAUUAAACAUUAAAUAACACUAGAAAACUCCUGCUUUGAAACUUCUUUGUGAAGAGCACAAAAAAGAGAUUAUAAUGUUUAAUUUGGAUAUGAAAACCAAUUCCUAACCCAAAAAGAUGGCUUGUAUAAAGUGCCUUUAAUAGUAUCCUGCUCAAUACACUCCAUUAGAAGAUGCUAGUAUUUUAUGGUCCUAAUACUAAAUGAGGAAUGAAACUAAUGUAAAUGAAAUACAAAAGUCAAGGAAUUAAAUUUCAUCUAAAAUAUUACAAGUAAUUUAAGAAUUUAAAUUGCAACAAGAUUAAGUAUGUGAUGAACUAAUAUAAACUCUUAGAAAUCAAUAAUAACCAAUAGGAAAGGAAUAGUAGAAUUAAAAAUAAAUUAAUGUUAAAUCUAUUUAUCAAUUGACAUAAAAUCAAAUCCUUGCAGUUAUAGAUCAACUUAGUUAAAAUGACAAGAAAGAAUCAUCAUAAGAUCACAAAAUGAAAUUAGAGAAGAUUGAUAAAAUAUUUUAUUCAGACUUAUAUUCUAGAUUGGAGCAUUAAAUCUAAUAAUCAUAAAUACAUUUAUAAAAAUUCAAUUCAAUAGUUAACAAUAAUAAUAAUUAACUUAUUAAUCAAGUUGAAAAUUUAUUUUAGUUGAAUUAAUAGAAAGAUAAAUUUCAUAAUGAAGUAUCAGUUGAUAUUUUCUAUAUAUGUGAAAAAAUUAGAUUUUUUAUAGAUCAAAUCUUCGCUUUUGAAUUUUAGUAAAAUGUAAUGGUGGAAACAAUUAAUCAAUAUCUCAAGAUUUAAGGAGAAAUUGCGGAUUUGUAGCUAAUUUUAACUAAUAAAUUAGAAAAAUCCUAAGAAUUUAAUGAGAUUUUUCAACAAUUCAACCAAUAAUCAGAGAAUUUUAAAUAAAAUUACAUUAGAUUUUAAUACUUCUUAGAUAUUGAUAAAACUUCAAAUUAAUUAGCUCAAAUGAAAGAAAAGGAAAUUAAACUUUAAAAACAUAUUGAAUUGCUAGGUGUAUUUUUAUUUCUAAUUUUUAGAUUAUUAAAUGAAAAAGGAAAUUGAACUAUCUAUUCAAAGUAAAGAUGAAGAAAAUAAAAAAUUAAGAGAAAUAAUUGAAUCUAUUUAAAUGGAAAAAUUGGAAUUAAUCAAUAAAUAUGAUAGUUAUCAAAAAAAAUAGAAAGAAUCUUAAGAAUAAAUAAAUAAAGAGAUUGUAGAAUAAAAAAUAGUAUUAGAAAAAUAAAACAAAGAAAAAGAGGAAAAUAUAAGGAAAUUAAACGAAACUAUAGAAUCAAUCGGUAAACAAAAUACAUAUUUAUCAAUAAAAUUGAAUAAUCCUGUUUAUCUAUAGCUGUGUCAAAUAGUGGUAAUACAUCAAAAUUUUUAUUUUUAUAGUCAUCUUAAUACUAGAAAUAAUUAACUUUUUCUUAAAUCAACAAGCAUAUAAAUUGUUAGGUCUCAUAAAAUGGAAAACAAGUUGAAAAUGGUGCAUAUUGUCUUUGUGAUUAAGUAAUUCCAAAAAUUGGAGUCACAUCAUUUGCAUUCAAAAUCAUUUCAUUAGCUGCUUAAUGCUAUAUUGGAAUUAGGAUUAAGGAGAUUAUUGAAAAGAAUAAUUAUCAUGAAAACGUCGGUAUUGGAUAUGGGUAUUGAGAUGUUGAAUAGUAGGUCAUAUACAAUCAAUUCAUGUAAAUACUGUUUUUCACACCACGAUACGGCUCGAGAUGCUAAAGUUUUAUCAUUUGAAUUUUCAAUUAAUGAUAUAAUAUUGAUUGAAGUAGACAUUUAAAAUAAAAUUAUAAAGUGGACAAAAGCAAAUACAAAUUAAUCAUUAGUAAUAGUUAUAAUAUCACUUAAUAGACGCUAAACAUAGAUACAACUUAUGAUUUAUAUCCAUGUUUAUGGGUUCAGUAAAGUUCAGGUUAUGGUAAUAAAGUAUAAAUUGUAUAAUCCUUAGAAUGAAAAUAUAUUAGUCUAAAAUUGCUAUAUAAAAUUUCUUUAAUAUAAAUUAGAUUAAUUAUUAAUGAUUUGGUUUAAUUAUUACUCAUAUUAAUGCUAUUCUGACUAGGAUUUAAAAGAGCUGUGUCGAUUAAUUUAAUAUGAUCCUGUUGGACAUAUGUAAAUUUAUAACGAGGAAAAUAUUAUCAAAUAUAUGUUUGAUAAAUCUAAAUAUGUUAGAUGAAGGGAUCUUAUUCUUCCAUAGUAAAGAAUACUCCAUAUAUAAUAGAAAGCCAAAUUUAUUAGGCUUCAUUUAAGUUAAUUGCUGGAGUUGUUUACUGCAGUGUUAAAAAAGAUCAUGGAAAUGGAGUUCAAAAAAAUAGAAUAUUUAUACUUAGAUGAAAACAGAAUAUGGUUAGAAUUUGAGAGUAACAGUCCAAAAUUAUCUAUUUUAUAAGUUAAAAUCUAAUAUUUUCUAAGUUUACAGGAUAUUAAUGAUUUCUAGAUAUUAUAAGAUUUUAAAUCAGAAAAUUACUUGCAAUAAAAAUGA
Messenger RNA from Paramecium octaurelia, 3081 nucleotides. NCBI's taxonomy places the organism in Eukaryota, Ciliophora, Oligohymenophorea, Peniculida, Parameciidae. The record is from the annotation of a GenBank genome assembly.